Solea senegalensis (Senegalese sole) is the source of this 977-nucleotide messenger RNA. RefSeq names its product leukocyte elastase inhibitor-like. Gene Ontology annotation, molecular function: serine-type endopeptidase inhibitor activity. The record is from RefSeq and is a predicted model, not a curated record. Gene Ontology annotation, biological process: negative regulation of endopeptidase activity. Bases 1 to 633 code for a protein of 210 amino acids. The transcript is spliced from 6 exons. Lineage: Eukaryota; Metazoa; Chordata; Actinopteri; Pleuronectiformes; Soleidae.
AUGCGUAAAAUUAAGGAUUUGCUGGCUGAAGGCAUGGUGGACGACAUGUCCAAGCUGGAUGAAACUAAGCCAGUGAAGAUGAUGCACCUGAACAAUUUCUUUCAAAUGCACUUUGUUGCUGAAUUCAACUUCCAGAUCCUGGAGUUGCCUUACGAAGAGGAGAAGCUCAGCAUGCUCAUCUUUCUGCCCAUGGGUGUAGAGGACAAUUCAACUGGUCUGGAGAAGCUGGAGAAGCUGCUAACAUACGACAAAUUUAUGGAGUGGACUUCCCCUGACAGGAUGUCUCUGUAUGAUGUCGACUUGAGUCUGCCUCGGUUCAAGGUGGAGGAGAAGUAUGACAUGAAGGAUGUCCUGGUCAGAAUGGGCAUGGUGGAUGCCUUUGAUUUGGCCAUGUGUGACCUUUCAGGCAUGUCUCAUACCAAUGACCUGUUCCUGUCAAAAGUUGUCCACAAGGCUUUUGUGGGCAUCAACGAGGAGGGAACUGAGGCUGCUGGAGCCACUGCUGUUGUCAUUGCAAAAAAUGUCUUUGGGCCUAAAGCCACUUUCAUCGCAGACCAUCCCUUCCUCUUCUUCAUCCGCCACAAUGCCACUAGGAGCGUUCUGUUUGCUGGCCGCUUCUGCUCCCCUAACUGAGCACUACAUUGUUUAAUCCGAAUUUAAGCUCAUCGCAAGAUAUUGCUCUUUAUUUUCAACACCAGGAUGAUGAAUACUUCUGUACUCCAGCUUCUUGUCCGUAUUACUUCAUUUAUUGCUUCUUAUACUCUUUUUUUCUAUUCAAGACAAUAUUGUCAUGAAAUCACAUUUAAAGAUGAGUCCUGGUUGUUUAUGUAAACUCAGGGUACAUGUAUUUGUAACUCCAUGCAUUAUAACGAAUAAAACCAUUCUAGAUUCAAUUUAUUACCGUGAAUGAGUUAAUGAUCUGGGACCAGGUUAUCUUUAUGCUUUCUUAAGCUUCAAUAAAUGAAAUAAAAGUUUGU